Molecule: messenger RNA, 3915 nt
Organism: Eimeria necatrix
Lineage: Eukaryota; Apicomplexa; Conoidasida; Eucoccidiorida; Eimeriidae
Product: ABC1 domain-containing protein, putative
Exons: 1
Coding region: 1-3915 (1304 amino acids)
Source: RefSeq, a predicted model, not a curated record
AUGGCUCUCCCUCUCCGGGCUUCCCUAGAGUCUGCGAGGGCCUCUUGGCCCGCCGCGCGGGGCCCCUGCAUGCACCGGUUUGGGGGCCCCCCUCCAGCUGCUGCAGCAAGGGGUGCAGCGCAGCUGGGGCCCCCGCAGCAGAGGGGGGCCCCCUCAUUUGGGCCUUCCCCUGCGUCCCAGCGGGAGGCUGAGGGCCCCCCGCGGCCCAGGCCUCCGUGCAUGCGCUCCCCCAGGCCUUUUCACAGUUACGGGGCUUAUCUGGGGGUCCCCUUGAGGGGCCCCGGGGCCCCCUGGGGACGGGGGGCCCCCCGGGGUCCAGGGGCCCCCCGUGCCCCCGAGGCCCCCCUCCCAGGGCCCCUUGCAAUGCAUUUUCAAAUGAGCAGCAGCAUAUUUUUGGACAAAAGUUUCUUAGCAGCUAGUAAUGGGUCUUGGCUAGAAAAGGGGACUGCGGAGGGACUGUCUGUACACCCCAGAAGCAGAAAAGGAGACAAGUCGCGCGCGGGCUGGCGGUGGAGGACUCUGGCAGCAGCAGCGGCGCCGCUGGCUGCAGGGCCUGUGCAGCAGCAGGAGGAGCUCGAAGAGCAGCAAGAGGAGGAGCAGCAGCAGCAAGAGCAGCAGCAGCAGCAAGAGCAGCAGCAGCAGCAGCAGCUGCGGCCUGGGGAUGUUGAGUUGGCUGCUGCGGGUUCUGCGGUGUGGAAGCGCGCGCAGCAGUACUUGCUGGCGGAGAAGCUGGAGAAGAUGCUGCUAGCGGCGUUCUCCCGGCUGGGCAGUUUGCGCAGCAGCAGCAGCAGCAGCAGCAGCAGCAGCAGCAGCAGCAGCGAGGUUUGUCUGGAGAGUGGGGCUUCGUGGGGCGUGAGCGGGUGGGUGCGUUUUUUGCGGAGUUUGUGGUCUUUGCUGCUGGCGACUGUGGACUACAAAGUGACGUUUUUUCGGUUGUACCUGCUGUCGGUGCGAGAGGAGCAGCAGCUAGCAGCAGCAGCAGCAGCAGCAGCAGCAGCAGCAGCAGCCGCCGCCGCCGCCGCCGCGGCCGCCGCGGAGGGCCGGGAUUCGGAGGCGGCGGCGUUGCUGGCUGCGGCGGAGCAGCACGGAGCGGAGAGCGCGCGGCUGCGGGCAGCAGCAGCAGCAGCGCGCAGCAGCAGCAGCGCAGCAGAGCAGCAGGCGCAUGCGCGCGGCGCAGCAAGACUGCUGCGGCUCUGCAGCAGCCACGGCGGCCUCUACGUGAAGCUGGGCCAGUACGUGGCCACGCUGCAGCACGUGCUGCCAGCAGCUUACGUGCAGACUCUGUCGCAGCUGCAAGACAACGCAGCCAGAGUGCCCUGGGGGGAGGCCCUGCUGCUGCUGGAGAGCGAGCUGGGGGGCCCCCUGGGGGCCUUUUUCUCCGAGUUCGACCCCGAAGCUGUUGCUGCUGCUUCUCUGGCCCAAGUCCACUGGGCGCGGCGGCGCAGCGACGGGGCGGAGGUGGCGGUGAAGCUGCAGCGGCCGCUGCUGCAGCAGCACUGCGCAGCAGACUUGCAGGGGCUGCGGACUUUGUUUUGCGUGCUUUCUUUUUUCUUUCCGCGCUGCAAGUUCGGCUGGCUGCUGCCGGAGUUCCAGCGGAACCUGCAGCAGGAGCUCAGCUUCCGCCAGGAGGGUUUCAACGCGGCCAGGGCUCGCAGGCUCUUCGCUGGCUGCAGCCAAGUCUAUGUGCCUUGGGUGGACUGGACUUUGACCACUGACAAGGUCUUGACGAUGGAGUUCGUUCGCGGCGCGAAGCUCACGGACCCUCUCGCGCUGCAGCAGCACGGAGUUGCUGCGCAAAGCGCGCCCCAGCUCGCUGCGCUGCUGCUCAAGGUCUUCGGCGAAAUGCUGCAUCUCCACGGGCUCGUCCACUGCGACCCCCACCCCGGCAACCUCCUCGUCCGCAGAGUCCCGCCCCCUUGCCACCAGCAGCAGCAGCAGCAGCAGCAGCAGCAGCAGCGGAGGCGCCUGCUGCGGCUCAGCUGCGACGCCCGCGAGGGCCCGCAGCAGCAGCAGCAGCCAGUCCACAGCCACCGCGCAGGCCUCCAGGCCGCAGACCACGCCAACGAACACGCCCCCGACCCCGGAAACACCAGCAGCACCAGCAGCAGCAGCAGCAGCAGCAGCAGCGGCAACUGCAGCGGCGACUGCAGCGGGAACUGCAGCAGCUGCAGCGAGGGGCAGCUGCAGCUGGUAGUGCUGGACCACGGCAUGUACCGCCGCCUCUCCCCAGACUUCCGAAUUGCCUUCAGCCGCUUGUGGCUGGCGCUGCUGCUGAACGACGUGGAGGAGGGCCGCCUGGCGCUGCGAGAGCUGGGCAUCGACAAGCAGCUCAAGCUGCAGCAGCAGCAGCAGCAGCAGCAGCAGCAGCAGCCGGGGGAAGUGCUGCAGCAGCCGCCGCAGCAGCCAGAAUGGCACGCCGGCGGGGACCCCUCGAAAGCUGCGUCUGCGUCUGAGGAGCAGCAGCCUGCUGCGUCGGGGUGCCCCUGGCACUUGGGGAGCAGCAAAAAGCCCAGCAACAGCAGCAGCAGCAGCAGCAGCAGCAGCAGCAGCAGCAGCGGGGAGCUGCCGUUUUGCCUGGACGAAGACACGGCGCUGGACUUGCUGUCGGUAGUGCUGACGUACCGGCCCCAAAUAAACCUGCGAACCCAACUGGGGGCCCCCCUGCACUCGCGGGACCGCGCCAAAGUGCUGGGGGCCCUCCGGGGCUCCCCCGUGGAAAGCCUCAACGGCUUUCUGCAGCUGCUGCCGCGAGACCUCCUCUGGGUGCUGCGCAUGAGUUACCUCAUCCGCAGCAUCAACUGCGACUUGGGGGGCACUACGAAGCAGCGGCUGCUGGCCAUGGGCGAGGCUGCAUGCAGGGGCGUGCAGCUCCGCGACAGCAGCCUCAGCAGCAAGCUCGACGACUGCCAACGCUUCGCCGCCCAGCUCCAGCAGCCCCCCAGCAGCAGCAGCAGCAGCAGCAGCAGCAGCAGCAGCAGCAGCAAGGGCAGCGCGGGCGGAGCCCCCAGGUGGUACGAGCUCCCAGGGGCAAACUCCCUCAACUUGCCCGUCGCCUCCGAAUACCCGGCCUACUCCUCCUGGCGUUCGAGCUGCCCUCGGUCUCACUGCAGCAGCAGCAGCAGCAGCAGCAGCAGCAGCGAGAGCCUGCAGUCUGCUUCCUCGCCACAUGCAGACACAGAACUAGCGGCAAGUGAUGCUCCUGCUGCACAAACUCAGCAGCAGCAGCAGCAGCAGCAGCAGCGGAUGAAGGACCCGCUAGAGGACUUGUACACUCAGAUGGUUCUAAUCAAUGGUGCGGAACAGCCCGACCCGCUUUCUGCCUAUAGAGGAGAACACGGGGAGCCCCCGGGGCCGCAGCAGCAGCAGCAGCUGCUGCUGCUGCAGGCCGUGCGGAGGCAAGCAGCAGAGUGCCGCGCUCAGUCCCCGUUGCUGCUGCACUCUCUGUGUGGGUCUCUCAAGCAGCAGAGAAGCCCCACGUGUCACUCCCUAAGCAGUGCGCAACAAGAAGACAGCAGCAGCAGCAGCAGCAGCAGCAGCAGCAAUAGCUGCAGCAGCGGCAGCAGCAGCAGCAACAGCAGUGCUGCUGCCGGUGCCUCAGGCAUUUCCCGGCUAGCAGCGCUUUUUAGAGGCCCGAGAGCGCCGCGCAGACCCCCGCCGGAGGCUGAAGCAGCAGCAGCAGCAGCAGCAGAAACAGCUGCUGCUGCUGCUGCUGACUGGCCCGACAGCAAAGUGUCGGCGGAGGCCCCCUGGGCCCCCCUAGGCUUUUUCGGGUCUCUGCGGCAGCUGCGGCUGCGGCUGGAACUGUUUUGGACAGUCUCCUUGCUGCGGCUGCAGCUGUGGUUUGUAGAUUUGCUGCUGCAGCUGGCGGUGGGGUCGACAGUCACGCAGCAGUCGCAGCGCCGCUCCUACGGCUAG